AUGGCAUCGACUGCGCACACGACGGGCGCCGAUGCACAAGCAGAGGAGCUGCGGAGGAGAAAUGUAGCCGCGCCAUCACAGGCCGCAGCGCCAAUCGCUGCACUGGCACAAGAGAGGGAGAAGUCAAAGGACAAGCCUUUCAGCGUCAUCUCAUUCCUGGACGACUACGAAUUCAUCUGGGCACCUCUUAUAUUCACCUUCUUCGCCUUCUUCACACGCAUGUACAAGAUUGGCCUCUCGCCAAUCGUCACUUGGGACGAAGCCCACUUUGGCAAGUUCGGUUCACACUACCUCAAGCGCGAGUUCUACUUCGAUGUCCACCCACCGCUCGGAAAGAUGCUCGUCGGUUUGUCCGGAUACCUCGCAGGAUACAAUGGCUCGUUCGAGUUCAAGUCCGGAGAAACGUACCCCCCGGAGCUGAACUACACCUUCAUGCGCCUCUUCAACUCGGCUUUUGGUGCUGUUUGCGUUCCCCUGGCCUACUUUACCGCCAAAGAAUUGAACUUCCGCCGUCCGACCGUAUGGUUCGUCACCCUGGCCGUUCUCUGUGAGAACUCGUACACCACUAUCAGCCGUUUUAUCCUCCUUGACUCUAUGCUACUAUGCUUCACCUUCACUACCGUCUUCUGCUGGUCCAAGUUCCACCGCCAGCAACAUGAUCCAUUCUCUCCUGAGUGGGGUCUGUGGCUGAUGCUUACCGGAGUUUCGAUUGGUUGUGUAUGCAGUGUCAAGUGGGUUGGAUUCUUCGUCACAGCUCUCGUCGGAUUGUACACCAUUGAGGACCUCUGGCGCAAAUUCGGUGACCUGAAGAUGCCCAAGAUCGAGCUAGCCACGCAUCUCGCUUUCCGCGUUUUCAGCCUGAUCCUCAUCCCCCUCGCCGUCUACAUGUUCUCCUUCUACCUCCACUUCAUCAUUCUCGAAAACAGCGGUCCUGGUGAUGCGCAAAUGAGCUCUCUCUUCCAAGCCAACCUGCGAGGAACUGAGGUUGGCAAGAACAGCCCUCUCGAAAUCGCAUACGGUUCCCGCACCACGUUGAAGAACAUGGGAUACGGAGGCGGACUGCUCCACUCUCACGUCCAGACAUACCCCGAGGGCUCUACCCAGCAGCAGAUCACUUGCUACCACCACAAGGAUGCCAACAACGACUGGUUCUUCUACCCCAACCGCCACGAGGUCGAGUACAAGCCUGAGGAGGAGCUCCGCUACCCUGGCAACGGUGACGUUAUUCGUCUGAUCCACGCCCAGACUGGCCGUAACCUCCACUCGCACCAAGUCGCUGCCCCUGUUACAAAGAGUGAUUGGGAAGUUUCUUGCUAUGGUAACACAACUGUUGGUGACACCAAGGACCAUUGGGUUGUUGAGGUCGUACGCGACGCUGCUUCGAGGGACUACUCCAAGCUCCGGACGCUUACUACCGCUUUCCGUCUGAAGCACAAGGAUCUGGGCUGCUACCUCCGCGCUGGCAAUGUCAACCUACCUCAGUGGGGUUUUAAGCAGAUUGAGACAACCUGUGUCAAGAAGAACAACCCUCGCGAUGUUUACACCCAUUGGAACAUUGAAAGCCACACCAACGAGAAACUGCCGCCAGGCAACCCUGGUGACUACAAGUCUCCCUUCCUCCAGGACUUUAUCCAUCUUAAUGUUGCUAUGAUGACAUCUAACAACGCACUUGUGCCUGACCCCGACAAGCAAGACGACCUCGCCUCCAGUUUCUGGCAAUGGCCCAUCCUCCAUGUCGGUCUCCGCAUGUGCGGCUGGAACGAUGACAUCGUCAAGUAUUUCCUCCUAGGUAACCCCUUGGUCUACUGGGGAAGCACUGCCUCGCUAGGCAUUUUCGGUCUUCUUCUCCUCUUUUAUGUCGUCCGCUGGCAACGUGGAUACAAUGACUUGAAGCAAUCGGACAUUGACUUGUUCCACUACGCCGGUAUCUAUCCCAUCAUUGGCUGGGCUCUACACUACGCACCGUUCGUCGCCAUGGGCCGUGUCACAUAUGUGCACCACUACUAUCCCGCUUUGUGGUUUGCCAUCAUCGUCAUGGGCUUCUGCUUGGACUUCACCACAAGGAAGUUGAACAAGCAGGUACAGUGGGGCAUCUUUGCUGUACUGUACCUUGCUACCAUCUUCCUGUACUGGCUGUUCAGGGCCAUCUCCUUCGGUAUGGUUGGACCUAGCAGCCAAUGGAAACACCUCAAGUGGUUCGAGAGCUGGAGGAUCACCGAUUAA
This is a messenger RNA of Alternaria burnsii, 2223 nucleotides long. Its product is annotated as glycosyltransferase family 39 protein. Gene Ontology annotation, cellular component: endoplasmic reticulum; membrane. The transcript is spliced from 5 exons. Bases 1 to 2223 code for a protein of 740 amino acids. Gene Ontology annotation, biological process: protein O-linked glycosylation via mannose. NCBI's taxonomy places the organism in Eukaryota, Fungi, Ascomycota, Dothideomycetes, Pleosporales, Pleosporaceae. The record is from RefSeq and is a predicted model, not a curated record. Gene Ontology annotation, molecular function: dolichyl-phosphate-mannose-protein mannosyltransferase activity.